AUGAUGAUAUUUAAAAAAAUUCUACAAGGCGGGAAGAAAGAGAACUCAGAAACCCUAGGCUCUGCAACUACUGUUUUGCUCUCCUCAAUUAGUGCUUCUCGCUUCACGUCACUUCCGGCAGGAGAAUACGAAGUCUUCUUGAGUUUCAGAACUCCAGACACUCGCGACACUUUCGCUGAUUACCUGUACGACGAUCUCGAAUGUGCAGGAGUUCGCACCUUCGGAUUCGAAAAUGAGCUGUGCGAAGGAGAUGAGAUUCGCCCCGAACUACUCAACGCAAUCGUGAAAUCGAAGAUUUCAAUUCCAAUCUUAUCAAAGAACUAUGCUUCCAGUAAAUGGUGCCUCCGCGAGCUCGCACAGAUGGUGGAGUGCAGGAGAGCUACGGGACAAUUGAUUUUGCCCAUUUUCUACGACGUGAAACCCUCUGAUGUGAAGCAUCAAACUGGGAGUUACGAGGAGGCCUUACGCGAGCACCAGAGCUGUUUUGACGAAAGGACUGUUAAGCAAUGGAAGGCGGCAUUGAGAGAGGUUGGAGCUCUCGAGGGUUGGCAAGUGAAGAAAAAAACUUACGGCCAAAAACCCCAAAGCUCAAACACAGCUUCUAUCUUCCUAAAAAAGAAUCUCAGCGUCCAUUUCUUAACGCUUAGCCAUGCCCAGAGAAGGAAGAUUUCCAAACGGCAGGUUGAGACCUCUUAUGCAGCAAACUAA
Messenger RNA from Cornus florida, 708 nucleotides. RefSeq names its product disease resistance protein L6-like. The record is from RefSeq and is a predicted model, not a curated record. The transcript has 2 exons. NCBI's taxonomy places the organism in Eukaryota, Viridiplantae, Streptophyta, Magnoliopsida, Cornales, Cornaceae. Gene Ontology annotation, biological process: signal transduction. The coding region runs from base 1 to 708 and encodes 235 amino acids.